Molecule: messenger RNA, 1158 nt
Organism: Leptomonas pyrrhocoris
Lineage: Eukaryota; Euglenozoa; Kinetoplastea; Trypanosomatida; Trypanosomatidae
Product: putative protein kinase
Exons: 1
Coding region: 1-1158 (385 amino acids)
Biological process (GO): MAPK cascade; protein phosphorylation
Molecular function (GO): MAP kinase kinase activity; ATP binding
Source: RefSeq, a predicted model, not a curated record
AUGCCACCGAAGUUGUUGAAGCGCUUGCCGCCGAAGAAGACGGCCCCGCCGGAGCCGCCGGAGGAGAGUGACGAGUUUGAGGUGGGCAACAUUCGCGUGGGCCCGCGUGGGGUGGAAUUCAUCGGCGGCGGCGAUUUGCAGGUGCGCCGCCCCGAUUUGAACAUCGACAACCUUAAGCGAGUCCGCCACCUAGGUCAGGGAACGCAGGGCAAUGUCUCCAUGUACGUCACGCCGGACCGGUCCGUCUUCGCCGUGAAGAAGAUUACGAUUCCGAGCACGGUGGACAACCGCACGCGGCAAACCGUUGCGGCAGAACUUCGCUACAUCUUCACGGCGCAGUCGAACGACUACACGGUGACGCUGUACAACGCCUUUUACCGCAACGGGGCCCUUCGGCUCGUGAUGGAGUACAUGGACUGGGGCAACAUUGAUGAGCUGAUCGCGGAGAAGGUGAAGCUGCCGGAGGAGGUGGCGGGGUACAUCGCAUCUCAGAUGCUGCACGCACUAGAGAUUCUGCACACCAAGUCGAACAUUGUGACGGAGCCGAACCAGCACAAGUCGCUCCGGCAGAUUCACCGCGACAUCAAACCCGCCAACGUCCUCCUUUCCUCAAACGGAUGUGUGAAGCUGGCAGACUUCGGCAUCGCGACGAGCGCUGAGACGAUCGGCGUCACCUCGUUUGUGGGUACGGCAACCUACAUGAGUCCAGAGCGCAUCCAGGGGCGCCGGUAUAGCACCCCGAGUGAUAUCUGGAGUGUGGGCGUAGUAGUGGCUCAGAUCAUGCUCGGCCGCUACCCGUUCUCCUCGGUGCAGAACGGCUUUAUGGCCCUGCUGCGCGAGAUCAAUAGUGUAGAGAAAUACCCCAUUAUGGAAACGACUGGGUGCAGCCAGGAGGCACAAGAUUUUAUCGACUCGUGCCUGCGCCAAAACCCUGAUGACCGCGGUACGGCGGUGGACCUGCUGAAGAGUCCGUGGAUUGUGCACUGCGAGGAGCACGGCAAGGAGGCGUUGGUGAAGUUAUUAGCUUCCUUUGGCGAUCGCAAUCGUCAGUACCACGAGGACGACUCCUUUCACGUAACGGCGAGUGAGAUUCUCACCCCGAGCGGGACGCGUGAGUUGCUGCCUAAGGAUGGUAGUACAAGGGAGUUCUCCCCCUAG